Messenger RNA from Ochlerotatus camptorhynchus, 1993 nucleotides. Its product is annotated as zinc finger protein 568-like. The transcript has 2 exons. Gene Ontology annotation, biological process: regulation of transcription by RNA polymerase II. Lineage: Eukaryota; Metazoa; Arthropoda; Insecta; Diptera; Culicidae. Gene Ontology annotation, molecular function: RNA polymerase II transcription regulatory region sequence-specific DNA binding; DNA-binding transcription factor activity, RNA polymerase II-specific. The record is from RefSeq and is a predicted model, not a curated record. Gene Ontology annotation, cellular component: nucleus. Bases 104 to 1993 code for a protein of 629 amino acids.
AGUCCCCAGUAUUGUAGAAAAAACUAUAUACAUUAAAUUAUUAAUUAGUAUUCCAUUUUCCGGUUAAAUUUGGAACAAUUUCCACCGGUUCUGCUAGAACGGCAUGGGACGGAAAUGCAGCGUGCCAAAGUGUGGAUCCAACUACGAGAGCAGGUUGCGAAAGGGACGAAACGUAAUUAGCACUUUCAAAUUCCCCGAAGAUCCGGCUCUUCGCGACCGGUGGGUUGCGGCCGUAGGUAGACCCGAUAAAUGGCUACCGAAAAAAACGUCCUGCGUCUGUAUGAAUCACUUUAAACCGGAAGAUUUGGAAAAGCUAGCUAAACCGGCGAAGCUGAAACUAGACGCUGUACCAUCGCUCUUCGGAACAUCGGUAGCUCAAUAUGAACAACCGAAACAAGUGGUUGAUUCUCCGGAGGAAUUGAUUCUUGACUUCGAUAGUUUUUAUGCACUUAUCAUCGAGGAGGCGGACUUUGGAGGAUGGCAUUUCUAUCGGAUGAGAGAUGUUGUACAUUUCUAUAACGUUGAUGAUACAAAUCGGGAUAGUGCGAUUAAGAUAGUUAACAGUAUUCAAAUAUUUCCAGACAUGAAAGUGAGCUUGUUUGUGAGAGAUGUGAAGCAACCAGACGUAGCUCUUCGACGAGUGCUUGGAAGAGAUUUAAAACUAUGUCUAUGGUCACAGUUUGUGUCUUUACUGAAGAGAUACGAAUUUGGGCCUAUUUCGGUAGGAAGAGAUGAUCUAGAAAACGAAAACGGAAAACAUCUCAACCGAAACGACGAUGUUCAAAUGGUGAAUGUUAAAAGAGAAGCUUUAGAAGAAAACGACUCGCCUUGCGUAGAUACCGAUAGAACCGGUCAGCAAAAAGAUGACCAAAAUGAAACUAUGCUUGUAAUGGAUAUUGUAAAAGAGGAGACUAACUUAGUGUCAGAAAACGACAAUGAACAAGACACUGGUCAAUCUUCUGAAGAGCGACUCAACAUUCAUGAGACGAUGCGUAUUCUUACGGAAGCUAAGCACAAAUGCUUCAUUUGUGACAGAGAGCACGAAACGAAUGAGGAGUAUGAUUACCACCUAUCGCAACAUAAUGAUAUGCUUCCAUACCAAUGCGAACGAUGCGUCACGGAGAAGGUAGUCAUAAGAACACUGCCAUCCUUAAACAAGCACUUCAUGAUGCAUUUGAAACCUUUGAAGUGUCGGACCUGUGAUGCUCGAUUCUCCAGCUAUGGACCGAGAUUAAUACAUGAGAAAAACUAUCAUACCGUUAGCGAAUCAGUUUCCUGUGAAAUUUGUGGGGAAGUUGCUCUUUCACAACAGAGAUAUGACGAGCAUUUGAAGACACACACCGACCUUGAAGUAGUAACGUGCCGAACUUGUGAUAAACAGUGCAUCACGGCCUAUGAUCUUAACGUGCACAUGAAAUCCAUCCAUCCAAGUUCGGCUUCCUUCAACUACGAGGAGCUUUCUACAAUGGAUCCUAAUGUAACAUUCGAUGUUUCGCCUGAAUGUGCUAAUGAGAAACCCAAGAAGGAAUAUUUCUGCAUCGAAUGCAACAAAGCUUUGCCGAACCGAAACAGCUACUAUUCCCACAUGCAAAGUCACCGGAAGCAGUUCCAGUGCGGUUACUGUGGCGUGCGAAUUGCACGGUUGCGUGAUUUCCGGGACCACGAAAAUACUCAUACCGGUAAACGGCCGUACGAGUGCGAAAUCUGCAAGAUGAAGUUCAUGGCCUCUUCCACCUACUAUGGCCAUCGGGCGACGCAUAAGCGGGAGAAGAGAUUCGCCUGCGAAAUAUGUGGACGUACUUUCUCCAGGCUUCAGCACAUGGUCAGUCAUGCACAGACACAUGCUAAGAAAACGAUUCGCCGUCGAACGAAGGCGAAGGCAAAGGUGGUUUCAAUUGAAAAUGAUGAUCCAUCUGCUGGAAAGGAGGCCUCGACAAGUGGCAGCGCGGAAGAUGUUGCCGUAUCAGAUGUGAAAAACGAAAUGAACAAUUAA